UCACACUAACUUCACUUUCACGUAACCCACUUUCACAUAACACAAUAAGACCAAAAUAAAAUCACACCAAUGAUUCUUAGAUCCACAAAAAAAAAGAACUUCUUUUAGGGACUUGGGGUUAUGCAUGUAUGUAUGUAUCUAAAAUCACAUCUAUCAAAGUCCUAAAAAACCCUUCCAAGUCCAAAUCUUUCAUCAAAAAAAUUAUACCCUUUUGGCCAUUCAUUCCAAAACCACACAAAAGACCACAAAUUUUUCACAUUAGAAUGCUUAGUUGCUAACACAAUCAGAUUCAAACAAGAACAAGAACAAGAACAUGAACACUUUGAGUCAAAUAUUCCAAAACAUGUUCUCAGACAACAGCAACAUAAUGCUUGCAGCCAUAAUAUCUUUGCUCCUUGUAAUCCUCUUUGUCCUUCUCCUCCAUCUCUAUGCUAAAUGGUUCCUAGCUCAGGCUCAGGCUCAGGCAAAUGCUCGCCGCCGCCGUCGUCGCCGCCGCAGAGCAGCCACAGUAACCGUUUCUGAUGUUCUUGGCCCUGCAAGGUUCCACCACUUCCACAGCUUCAACAUAGAAGAUUCACCAAUAUUCCCAUCAUCAUCAAGUUCUCAUCACAAUACAUCAAAAGGGUUAGAUUCUUCUAUCAUUGCAAGAAUUCCACUUUUCAUUUAUACUACUACUAAUUCAGAAGUAUUGAAAGGUAGUGAAGAAGUUGAGAAUAGUGAUGAGCUUGAGUGUGUGAUUUGUUUGAGUUCUUUUGAAGAUGGAGAGAUGGGAAGGUGUUUACCAAAAUGUGGACAUGGUUUUCAUGUUGAUUGCAUUGAUAUGUGGCUGAAUUCUCAUUCAAAUUGUCCAAUUUGCAGGGCUCCAAUAAUUCUUAGUAGUGGGAUUGUUGUUGAGAAUGAUAAUUCCCAAUUAGGUUCUGUUAUUGAUGAUGGGGGUGAUCAUAAUGAUCAUGAUCAUGAUCAUGUUCAUGUUCAUAAUGUUGAUGAUGGUAGUGGUGCCUCUGCUUUCGUUGAGAUUGUGGUUGAUGAUUUUGGUCAAAGUUCUGAGAUUAGAGAGAAUAAUGAAAAUGGAGAAAGAGUGAGUAGUAGCAGUGAUUCUUCUGUCUCAGAAACAGAAACCUCAACAUCUUUGGUAAUUGUUGGUUGUUCUUUGAAGAGAAUGUUGAGCAAAGUUUUUCCAUCUUCUAAUAAUGCAAAUGUAAAUGAAUUACAAACUUAGAUAUUUAUAUAUGAUGUCAUGAAAAUGAGCAAAAUCAACCACUUCUUCUGUAUAGAUUACUAUUAAUUUCUUGGCUUGG
This is a messenger RNA of Arachis duranensis, 1298 nucleotides long. Its product is annotated as RING-H2 finger protein ATL63. The record is from RefSeq and is a predicted model, not a curated record. NCBI's taxonomy places the organism in Eukaryota, Viridiplantae, Streptophyta, Magnoliopsida, Fabales, Fabaceae. The transcript has a single exon. Gene Ontology annotation, biological process: protein ubiquitination. The coding region runs from base 314 to 1219 and encodes 301 amino acids.